Messenger RNA from Octopus sinensis (East Asian common octopus), 10192 nucleotides. Its product is annotated as INO80 complex subunit D. The transcript is spliced from 13 exons. The coding region runs from base 511 to 4767 and encodes 1418 amino acids. The record is from RefSeq and is a predicted model, not a curated record. Gene Ontology annotation, cellular component: nucleus. NCBI's taxonomy places the organism in Eukaryota, Metazoa, Mollusca, Cephalopoda, Octopoda, Octopodidae.
CUACGCAAACAUCUAAAAAAUAAUGAAUUCUACUUAUUUUUAUACUUUUAUUCUUAAGAAUUGUUUUUCUAAAAGUAUCUUUUCGUACUUUAUAAUGUUAGAAAGUGUGGAAAAUGGGUUGAUUUGUUGUUAAUGGUGGGUUGUCGUCGAGCCGCAUCUCCCGACCGAAGUGUCCACUCGGCUUUGUUCUGGGUCACCAGAAGCGAAUCUUCAAAACAGCUCAUGGCGGCCAUUUUGACUGGCAACUUGUCGUGAACGAAAAAUUAUGAUUAGCAUUUCGGAUAAGAAAUGGCCCGAAAUUUAACACAAGGAAUAAAUCCAGAGAUGAGAAAAAGCCAUCACAGUAAACAUGGUGGCGCAAGUAGAAUAUUGGUUCUAUUAAAUCCAUUGCAUAUUCUAGGUACCCCUAAAAAACAGAAUGGUCACAGCUAGAAUACCUUUGAUCAUAGUCUGCUCAAUCAGAGCUGAUCUGCAGCUAAACAACUUCAGAGGUCUCUUGAUUAAUACCCCAUGUGCCGUGGUGGCUGUAACAGGGUCAUGUAUGAAGGUAGCCAUUGCUCAGUUGUAAACAGUGCUUCCGUGUACAUUGGUCCCCAUGAAAAAUUAUGCAUGUUGAAUGGCUCCUCUUGCAGCAACAUCAACCUUGGCCGACAGGUCGUAUGCUUUAAGGACUUGUCCUCUUCUUCAUCUUCCUCCUCUUCCUCAACCCUGUUACACAAGCCAUCUUCUGCAUUUACAAAAUGUCAUGUAUCCACUGUGGCCAAGGUGCAAGCUGACAAGCCCACUCAGCUUCCAACCAAAACAUCAGCAACAAACAGACGCAAGGGAAAGUCACGAAAUAGUAGUGUGCCAGUUCAUGGAAUGUUGCAACAGAGAGAAGCAAAAGCAAAGACGGAACGUGGCGAUGGAGAUAUUUUCCUUGAUAGCCGGAUGUCUUUCAAAGAUCGAGUUAAAUCAAAAUUUCAUCUCAAACAGUGUGAAGGCAAAGAGGACUCAAUUGAGGAUCCCGAGGAUCCCUAUGCAUUUCCUGAUCCUGUGUCAGUUGAUGUACUUAAAACUUCAACAAAUCCAAGUCAUAAUAGUACUACUACAACUACUACUGUUACUACUGUUACUACUACCACUACAACAGCAACAACAAUUACCACUAACAAUAAUAAUGCCAAUAUUAAUAAUAACAACAACAUUGUUAUAUUUGGUAAUGCUGCUACUAUUGCUGUGUCCAGUGCAGUACCAUGCAGCACUAAUAAUGGGAGUGGUAGUACUGGUGGGCUUUCAACAUCUGGAAAGCCUGUGGAAUCUGUGGCUUCACACCAACCUCCACAGUGGGCCCGAGCAUCAGCUGAAACAAGCGCUACGGCCGCUGCAAGUUCUGGCAUUGGUACUCCCAUAGCUAAACUUUAUCCAGAAUUAGCAGAAAAACUUGAAGGCCGAAAAACUCAAAAACCUGAUCAAAAAUCAAAAGGCAAAGUGGAAAGUUCAAGAACUAUGAACCGGUUGCAGACGAAAAUAGCUCAGAACAAAAUUAAAGACAAAUUGAAAAAGACUCAAGAUUAUCCUGGUAGUACAACUCAGUGUUUGUCUUCAACCCCUCUUGUUUCUCAAGCCUUGAAUCUCAGUAGUUCUGCUUGUUGUAAAACUGCAUCAGAGCCUGCUGUGGCUAUAGCUUUCAUGAAACCAUCUCCAUCAGUAGCUUUGACAACUACUGUUGCUAAACCAGUUACAGAUGAUGGAUUUUCUAUUUCUGAAACCUAUGUAAAGUCAUCUCCCACAAAUCUACCUACUGCAGCUCUCUCUCCAGGGCUCACUCAAGUUUCCAUAUCCACUCCACCUUCCUCUCAACCACCACCACCACCACUACCACCACCAUCACCACUUCAACCACCUCUUCCUGCUGCUUCUUCACAUACUGAUUCUCUUCAGAACAUGUCUACUUCAAAUAUCAGUUCAACUUUAAAUGUAACUGUAUCUGAAUCGAAAGUUUCUCAUAAACUGCCUGCUUCUCCACCAAUGUCACCAUCAGGUCAUUCUUCUCUUCUAAAAUGCCAGCUAAAAUCACCAUGUCCAAAUAGUACAAAGUCUGAAACCGUGUGGUCUCCCUCACAUAAUGCACCCAAUUCUCCACAGCAUACUGAACCUAAGUUUUCAGUAUUACACACAAAACCUAAUAAACUCAAUGUACCUGAUAAUAAAGAAGUGAUAUCUAAAUUGAAAAGUGAAUCUGCUAUGGCAUUCUACAUGAUGCACCAAAAGAAAGCCAUUCAGAAUCAUGAUUGGCUGAAUUGUGGCUUGAAUAGUUCUGAAGAUGAAGAAAAUAGUGAGGACGAACACUUACCCUGGCAGAAUGAUUGGUUAGUUUUAUCAUCUGAUGAAGAUGUUAAAGAUGAAAAUCUGUCCCCUCAUUAUCGGAGCAGAAAAUUGGCCAUCCGACGUGCACGAUUACGGCGUCAUGUUGUUCAAUCUCAAGUUGCUGGUUGCUUCAAUGCAAAUAUUCAGUUAAAUAAGAAUAAAGCAACUCUUGCUUUGAUUCAUGCCUUACGGGAUAAGCCUCCUGCUGCUCUCAAGUCUUUACAUUUUGUGCUUAACAAACCGCAGAAGAAAUGUAAUGUGCACAAAAUGUCUGGUUUAAGGAAGAGAUUCUGUUGCUAUCGAAAUGAGGAUGAUGGUAAAUGCAAUAAGAAAGCUCUCCCUUGCACAAACCAUUGUAUUAAACAUAUCAUGUAUAAUGUCGAUCAGCAAUUGUUUGAUUAUUGUACAGCAAAAUUUGCAGACAAUACACAAUGCUGUGUUCCAGUUUUUGACAUCAAACAUGAUUUACCUCUUUGUCAAGAGCAUGCUGCAAAAGCUGACAAUUAUCAAAAAGUUCAAAGCAAUGAAUCUAAACACAAAAGACCAAGGAAGAAACCUAAACCAGCUGCUCUCACAAAGACAAAGAGUAAAAAGAAGAAGAAGAAAAAUCAACGUUGCAAUGUCCGUCCACAAGAAUCUGUUCGUCGUGCUGAGAGGCUGGAGAACACUGAACCAGUUUCAGUGGAUGAGUCACCAAAUAUUGUUGCCUCUGCAUCUAGUGCAACUGCCAAUAAUGCUACUGCUGCAGCUAAAACUGUGGUCACUACAAGCCAGUCUUCAAUUCCACCAAUUACUACCGCUGUACUUGACACAUCUAGUAUACUUCAGGAUUCUCUUCUAAGUGCACCAGAAAAGACUGGUAAUUUAUUACCAAACUUACCUCCCCCAAAACGGACAUCUAUUUCUCUACACCUCCCCAUGGAUCUUCCUCCCGUCACAACUAGUUCAGCUGUUGGUUCCAGUGCAGAGCUUAAUCAUAUUGACUUUGCUAAAUUAAGUAAAAAUUUCCAGGACCUUGGAUCUGUUCUAGAUGGUGGUGGAUUUUCUCCAGACUCCAUAGAUAAAUCCUUUGAGUUGCCACUUGAUCAAGCAUCCAAGCUCCUAGAACAAGAUUUACAAGAGGUUUUCAACAAUGAUACAUUUGACAUAUUUUCAGGCCGAAAUGGAGAAUAUGAUCCUACAAAGGAAGAAUCUGAAGAUCUUGAACGUGCAUUAGCAGCAGCUUAUAAAGAUAUUCGGGAUGCUAAAGAAAAGCUUGAUAAAUUGUCCAGAGUUGGUGAUCAAUCUUCCCAGUUGAUGGAUGUUAAUGAUGAAGAAUGGACCAAACAUAUUGCAGAUUCACUUUUGAAUUCUGUCCAGCCUAAUACAGUUCCUGUCACUGCCACUACUUUGACUACUGGGAAUGGUCUAGCUUCAGAGCUUAUGAAAGAUAAUUUGAAUGUUCUUGAUAGUUCUGAUUUAACAGCUAAUUCUCUGCCUAUGUCUGGUCAAGUGAUCAACCAGCCAGUUGGUUCCAUUACAACUGCUACAUCAAAUGGAGGAACUUCAGUUUUGCCAUAUGGUUGGAUUAAUUUCAACAUGGCCUCAGUGCCAUCAUCACUUUCAGAUCAACCAUUGUCAAAUUGUAACAACCUCUUUAUUAAUAGUAAGCAUGUACCACUAGCAUCCACUCAAUCUAUAGCUUCAGAUUUGGCCUUAACAUCUUCUCAACAACUUUCAACAAAUGUUUCACACCUUUCCUCUUCAAUAUACAGGUCUGCUUCAAACAAUCGAACUGUUUUGACUACCACUUCUAAAGAAACAGCCAUAGAAGGAAACACUUCACUUGGAGGCAUGGCACCUCAGCAGGUUUCUGUUGAGCCAAAGCCUUUGUCUUCAUCUGAAUCUUCACUAGCAGCUGCAACAUCACAACAAGCUAAUUGCCAAGAAGCAACACGAACCAUUUCUGCCCAUGCUGCAGCAGUCACAUCAGCUCAAACUGGUUUGUCAGCUCAUGUAAACAUCAACACCCAAACCUCAACUCAGUUGACUACCACUAGUAUUCAGAUGCCAUCUUCUCAAACUGCCAUUCUUCCAACAUUAUUGUCAAUGCAAAGUGGCUCUAUUCGGCCUGGAAUCUGGUCCGCUGGUGGAGUGACUGCUGGAAUCCCUAUUCACUAUUACAAUGGCUUGCCUUCAUCAGGAAGAAUACCAUUUGUUCAGAACAUGGAUUCUGGACCUCCGCCUGGCAGCUCUGCUAAAUUUCAGUUAAAUUCACACUUAGAUUCAGGGGAAUAUAAACAAGAUUUGACAUUUACUUCAUUACCACAUUCCAUGGGGACUUCCCAUGGGGGAGCCCAAAGAACACGGACUGAAAAGAAUCAAGGAGCAAAACCUGGCUCUAUAACACAAUUGAACUCAUCUGGGGAAAAUACAUAGCAGUGAAUGUGAUAUUUGUAUUUCAGUGCUGUGUCCGAUUGGUCAACACCAUCAUCCACCUCCAGGUGCCUAUAUCAUGCAGUUUUAUCUGUUGUAACUUUUCAUCUCCCCACUAUUUCUUUCUCAAUCUUAGUUAAUGUGUAAGACUACAGGAGACAGCCAUGAUAAAUUUAUUGAUAUUCACACAUAACUUUUCUUUAGUUCUAAAGAACAAAGAAGACGAUUAUCCUUAACUUCUAGUCUUACUAUCAAUAUUUGAGAUCUUUAAUUGAUAAAAGUAAAAACUACAAACCCAAACUGAGCAGAGGAAAUAUAUAAGUAACCCAAUGAAUAUAUUUAAAGGAAACAAAAUGGGGGAAAGUGUUUAAUCAGAAAAGAAUAAAAAGACAAACUUAACAAUUAAGAAAUGCUUCACCACAUCAUUCUUCAUCAUUGUAAAUAUCUUCACAUUUUUUCAUAUCUUUACAUACUGCACAUAGACACUUUCUAUGUAUACACACAUACACGUGUGUGUAUGUGUGUGUGUGUGUGUGUGAGAACUGUGUGUAUGUGUGUGUGUGAGAACUGUGUGUAUGUGAACUGUGUGUGUAUAUGUGUGUGAGUAUUUAAAUGCAUACAAACAUGUAAUACAUACACAUUUAUGAUUGUGCAUAUAUGUAUAUAUAUUCCAGGUGGUUUGGGCCCUUCAAAGCAAAUCAAUUAAAUACAACCUAUUUUGCUAAUAUCUGCUAUGUUUGAAGCGACUGGAAUACACUAAGGGGACUCUGUUAUUGUGGUUUGUGUUUAAAUGUAUUAUCAUAUCAUGAAAGGUUGAAGAAAACAAGCUAUUUCAUCAGUAGCUCAGUUCAUUCUUACUGUAUUUCACAGGGAGCAUAAGAUGACUAAAACCAAGUGUAGCACAUAUUGACCCCUUCCCCUCUGUCUCUUCUUGCUAACCUCUGCUCCUUUUAUCCAAAUUUACUGGGUAUAUGGAUACUGUAAUAAACUAAUUUGCAAAAAACAAAAAUGGAAAAAAAAAAAUGAAAAAAGAAAAAGAAAAAAAAAAGAAGUAUAAAAAAAAUACAAAAAAUAAUCCCACCCCUAUUUAUGUAUUUAUCAUAGUGUAAAGAAAAAUUGAAUUCAAUAAUUUAUUUGGCAACUUUCUUUCUCACCGUUUGUGACCUUCUUUCAUUACUCACAGUACCUCAGUGUUUUGUCAUGAGCUGCAUUGGAACUGAUGUUAGUAUUUGUCGACAUAUUUUCUCUUGAGAAAAGCAAAGCCCCACCAAAAUUGUCAUUUAAUACAACUUCUAUUCGAAAUGGAGGUUUGGGGCUUUCUGGCAGUCACCGUUAGGCUGUGAGACACUACUGGAAAAUGUUUCUAUUUAAUCUGUCUAUCUAUCUGUCUAUCUAUUCAUCAUCACCAUCAUCAUCAGUUGUCAUCACUGCUUAGCUAUUAAAUUAGGAAUAAAUGCUAUUUCCUGGGUAUUUUCUUUCAUUUUAUUCUUCUUUUAAAAUAAGAUUUGUAAGCAUUUUAAAAUUAAUUUCUAACUUCAACUUUUACUACUACUACUACUACCACCAUCAGUCAAGUACUAGGAUUGAUUUAAUCGACUAAUCCUCUUUCCCUAAAGUUGUUGGCCUUGCACCUCAAUCAGACACACUUAUUAUAGAUUGAUAGAAUUGGAAGAGCAUCAAACAAAAUACUUUGUGGUAUUUAGUUUGAGCACUUUACAUUUUGGUUUCAAAUCCUGCCAAUGUCAACUUUGCCUUUCAUCUUUCCAGGGUUGAUAAAGAAGUCAAAGAUACCAACUGACCCUUUUCUCCUCAGAAUUGCUGGCCUUAAUCUAAAUUAGAAACCAUUAUUAAGAAGGCAGUGAAUUAGCAGAAUUGUUGUUAGAGCACCACCACCACCACCACCAGGGGGUUAAAAUGUUUGCUCGAGUUUAAUUGUGGCUCUUUUCAUUCUGGGUUUGAAUCUUGCCAUGGCUGACUUUGCCUUUCGUCCUUCCAGGGUUGAUAAAAUAAAGGACCAGCUAAGUGCUGGGGUCAACAGUAUUGACUUAUCCCCAUUCCCUCAAAAUUACUGGCCUUCUUCCUAAAUUAGAAACCAUUAUUAUUAUUAUUUUUUUUUUUUAUUAAAGUACUGUAAUUUCCAUUGUUUUCAGACACACUUCUUUACUGAAUCAUUUCAGUUAAUUUUAUUUUGAUUAACAUUUUUUUCUGAAAAAUUUAUUUCAAUAUUAAUUUACUCUCUAAAAAGUUAGUUCCUUUUUAUUUUUUUUUAACAUAAUUAUGUCAAUGGAUCUCUAAGCCCAUAUCUUUUCUUUUCGUCUUAUUUAUCAAAGUACUUAGUGAUGGAGUAAUUUACUUUCCAACACCAAUGGACAAAUUAUGAAUAUUUAAAUAAUGUGACGUAAUAUAUAAUGCAUUCAGCUUUUAUCAUUCAAUAAAUUUUUUUUUUGGCUAAAAUAAUGGAAAUAAUGCAAAAAAAUAUUUUUAAUAUUCCAUAUUGAUAUCUAUAUAUUUAAAAAUAUUUUUAAUAUUGUAUUUCUAGUUAUAUAAUUAAUUCAUAAAUGUAAUGCAUCCCUUGAUUGCCGUAAUAUUAUGAUAUUCUUUCUUCCUUCUACACAAAUUGAAUAAAAAUAAUUUAUUUUCUUAAUAAAUAUUAGAGGGGCAAAAUCAGUAACAUUUUCCAAGUAGAUGUUUGUAUCUGAAAGGAAACUUUUAAUGUCAGUUUUCGGCAUCAGCUUCAUUAAUAUAUGUUUUUCUGUGCCCCACACUCUUCUCCCAGCUUCUGUUCCUAAUGAUUAUCACCUUAUUGACAUUAAAUAUCUUAACAGAAUUAUUUUUUGGUCACAUUUAUUUUUCCUCACUGUCUUGUGUUUCUAAUAUAUUUCUUCACAUUUUAUUAUUUGCAAAAAAAAAACAAAACAAAAAAGAAACAAAAAAAAAAAACUUCCUGCCAAUUAUUAUUGCACUGUUACAAACAUAGCCCUUUAGUGUACUUUAUACUACAGCUUUUUUUUUCCCAUAAUUAUUUUAUUUUAUUUGUUUUUGUAUGAGGGAUAGUGGAGAUGCAAUAAAUAGGUUACAAAGUUUAUUAAAUCCCUUUUGUUGCUUCUUCAGUCUCUGUUAUCUAGUUGUAAAUCUGCCAUGAAAUAACUAAUGUUUUCAGAAGCACACAGUUAAUUAUUGUUUUUAACUGACAAACUAUUUCGAAAUUGUCAUUUGUUUAAUGUCAUAAAUAAAUAUCAUUUCCAUUCUCUCUGCAUGUUUUUCUUUCCCAUUUUAAGGUGAUGAACUUUUCAUUUUAAAACUGACGACGAAAGACUAAAAUACUUGCUGCAAGAGCUUUUGCUAUUUUGUGAGUUGUUCUCCCAUACCCUCCUUGUCUCUUGUCUCACCAAAUGAAAUGUGUUAUAUGAAUUAUUAUUAUUAUUAUUAUUGCAAAUAGUUAAUCACUGCUUUAACUUGCUUAGUUUUAUCAAUCAUAAUUAAUGCUGUAGUUGUUAAUUUAUUUUUAUUUCAAAAUGUUACUUCAUCAAAAUACUAUUUUCGUUUUAUUUGGUUUUCUCUCUUGCAUAACAUAAAUUAAUUAGAAAAAAAUAUUUCCUGAAAACUGUCAAUUUAUGAUGAUUAAAAUUUCAUAAUUUAAACAACCUUUAUUAUAAUAAGAGUUUAGGAGAACUUUCUUUUCAAUCAGAUAUCUUCUUAGAAAUUCAACCUCUUUGAUCAUUCCAGGUUUUUAAAUCAUUAGACUUUUCCUGUGGCUUAAAGAUAAAAUGAAACAAACAAAUCCUUUUAGAUUUAUUUGAUAUUUAAUAAUAAUUGUAAAUUUAGUUAUUCAGCAGAUUUGACGGAUGCUUUUUAAUCGAAGACCACCCACAAAUACUUCAGUUCACUUUUUCUUGGUUUAUAGAUUCUAGUCACCAUAUUGAUGUUAUAAUUCCUGACAAGAAAUGUUAUGUACAUCUUUCUAACUUUUUUAAAAACCACUUUCAGUCUUGCAUAAUAAUAAUAAUAACAAUUCUGAUGAUGAUGAUAUUAUUAUUAUUAAAUAACUAAUUAAGAAAAUGUAAUAAUGUCUUUAUAAAUCAGCCAGAGCAUCUUAACAUCAUUCAUCACUCAUACACAUGAUUUAAAAAAAAACACAUCAUCUAAUGGUUGAUGGUCAGAGAAAAUCACUUUCAGUUUAACUCAUAUUUUAAAAGUGAAAUUUCAAGAGGUAAGAAUAUUUUGAAUAAAGUCACUCUUCUAAUAUGAGAUCAAACUUUAUUCCUAAAUAUUUUGCAUGGUUUUGUUUUGUUUUUUUAUUUAUUUAUUUAUUUUUUUUUUUUGUAACAGCUAAAUGGAGUUUAUUUUGAAUUAUGCAUUAAUAUGAAAAUGUAACUUUCCGAUAAAAAAUGUAUAAUUACCCUGUUUAUUUUCUCUGUAAAAAAGAUAGUGUUUCAGUUUUUUUCUUGACAUAUUUUAUGCAGUUUUUCAUAAAAUGCAAUGGGAAAAAAUUUAAGUAAUAUUGUUAGCAUUUAAUUUAUAAAUACAAAAGUUUUUUAAUGAUACAUUAAAGGAUUAGAUUUCAAAAUAGCUUUUCCAGUUGGGUUUUUGUGAUUGAAAUAAACUGGCACGUUAUAUUGAAUGCUUUCAUUGGCAAACUGUAGUAAGAUAGAUGCCGAGGUAGAGCAGAUUGGUGCCGACUGGUUCUUUCCGAUUUUAGUCAAUUUCUCUGCUUUUUUGGAGGUGAUAAAAGGAAAUUUUUCACAGAAAUUUCAAACUUUAUUUUAGCUAAUAACCAUCUAUAUUGUAGACUCUAACCUUUGUAAGAAAUAGUUUUGCUAGGACAUCAAACAUAUUUCUAUCAACCCAAACAAAGUAAUAUACACUUAGAAUUAGUGUUCUAGUUAUUUGUCUUUUCUUUUCAUUAUAAGAGUUUAACAUUUUCUAUGUUGAUGAUGAUGAUGAUGAUGUUUGUAUAGUUCUGAUAUCCAUAUGCUUUUAUCAAUUUAUGUAUUUUUCCAGAUUAUCUUUUUGUAUCUUUGUUUCUCUGAAUUUUUUUGUCUUUCUAUUUUAUUUAUUUUUCCUUUUUUAAUCUACUGUAGGCAGGACAUAGAAUUUUGUCUCUUCUAAAAUUUUACUCCAUUUUUUAUAGUGUUGACUGUUUGAAGUGUCUUUUUUUUUUUUUUUUCCAUGUCAAAUUGUACUGUUUGUUUCACAAGUUCUUUGCAAGACUAACUUUAAUGUCUAUACAAUGCAGCUCUCUGCACUGUAUACACUUGAGGAUUUCUCAACAAUAUUGUUUUUAGCUAAUUUGUAAAUAUUUAGACACUUCCAGAAUCCUCAAUAAUGAAUGUUUACAAAGUGAAUUAGCUGGCCUGUAAUGAUGUAUAUUCUUGUAAAAAAUAAACAAAAUAAAAAGGAUAAAUAAACAAUUAAAAUGUGAAUUAGA